AACUAGUGAUAAGCCAACUAGUCAGCCAUGUUCUUUUAUAGUUAAAUGAUAAUGGUCAGCCACCUCGGUAGCUUGCUAGCUGAAACAUUGAAGCUCUUUAGACUCGUUCAUGUAUAUUAUCCACUGUGUUUUAAACUCACUUUUGUCGUCUAGCUAGUUAUCCCAUUUAAUUUCAUAUUUACAUUGUUGUUAUUCAUCACCGAAGGUAGCUGUCUGGUUAAGUUCACUAGCCUAGAUAGCUAACUGUUAGCUAACAUCUCCGACCAUGAGUUCACUGAGCUACUCUCCUCCAGCUAAAGAAGAGGUCUGCUGGACGGAGAAAGAGGGUCUGUGGCUGAACGUUGUCGUGAAAGAAGAAGAGGAAGAGGAGGAUGUCACAGUAACAAAAGUAGAGGAUGAGGAUGUUGCAGUGAAAGAAGAAGAGGACGAGAAAGAGGAUGAUUCAGAUUUUGGAGAGGAGGGAGAGAUGACUGGUAUAUUGGAAGAAGAAGAAGAAGAGGACGAGGAUCUGAUUAACCCCAGAGAGAGACGUGACUAUCGUGGAUCCUCUGGGGAGCCUCAACAACAUCAUGAUGCUGAUGAGGCAGAGAAGAGUCUCUUCACAUCAGAACACCUCAAGAAACACCAGCGGAAACCCACAGGGAAGAAACUUCACCACUGCUCUGACUGUGGGAAGAGUUACUCAAGAUCAGAUUCACUAAAAGUACACCAGAGAAUUCACACUGGAGAGACAUCUCACUGCUGCUCUGACUGUGGGAAGAGGUUUACCUCUUCAGCAGACCUUAAAAGACAUCAGAGAAUCCAUACAGGAGAGAAACCUUAUAGCUGUGAUCAAUGUGGAAAGAGUUUUAAUGUUCCAAGCAGCCUGAAAACACACCAGAGAACACACACAGGGGAGAAACCUUAUAGCUGCGCUGACUGUGGGAAGAGUUUCUCAAAAUUAUAUACAUUACAAUCACACCAGAGAAUUCACACUGGAGAAAAACUUUAUAGCUGCUCUGACUGUGGGAAGAGUUUUUCAAAAUUAUAUACAUUACAAUUACACCAGAGAAUUCACACUGGAGAGAAACUUUUUAGCUGUGAUCAAUGUGGGAAAAGGUUUACUCACUCAAGCUGCCUGAAGGUACAUCAGAGAACACACACAGGAGAGAAACCUUAUAGCUGUGAUCAGUGUGAGAAGAAAUUUGUUACAUCUAGCAGUCUGACUAUACACCGGAGAUCUCACACAGGAGAGAAACCUUAUAGCUGUGAUCAAUGUGUGAAAAGUUUUACUUCAUCUAGCCAUCUGACUAUUCACCAGCGGACACACAAGAGAGAAACCUCAUAGCUGUAAUCAAUGUGGGAAGAGCUUUAUCCAAACAUCCUGAUAUCACACCAGAGAACACACACAGGAGAGAACUCAUAGCUGUGAUCAAUGUGAUAAGAGAGAUGCUGGUAAAAUUUAGAAAAUACAUACAUGAAGUUGUUUCAUGAUGUCAAUAAAAUGUCACAAUGUAGAAUGUUA
Oncorhynchus kisutch (coho salmon) is the source of this 1504-nucleotide messenger RNA. Its product is annotated as gastrula zinc finger protein XlCGF17.1-like. Gene Ontology annotation, biological process: regulation of transcription by RNA polymerase II. Gene Ontology annotation, molecular function: RNA polymerase II cis-regulatory region sequence-specific DNA binding; DNA-binding transcription factor activity, RNA polymerase II-specific. The transcript is spliced from 2 exons. The record is from RefSeq and is a predicted model, not a curated record. NCBI's taxonomy places the organism in Eukaryota, Metazoa, Chordata, Actinopteri, Salmoniformes, Salmonidae. Bases 266 to 1327 code for a protein of 353 amino acids. Gene Ontology annotation, cellular component: PcG protein complex; transcription regulator complex; chromatin.